AUGGACAGCUCUGAGAAGCUGCGCGUUGUGGAGCGGGAGUUCUCAACCUUGGCAGAAGCGCUCGAUAAGGUUAAGGGUCAGGGCAUCUCAUACGAGUGGAAGAUCCCCCACUGUCUUCGGAGGCUUCGCUAUCUCUCGCUGCUUUCGGAACCUGGCCUAUGGCUGGACUCAGACCGUUUCUACCUGGGAGGGCUGGGACCGUUAGAGAUGCGACUGUAUGCAAAAGGACUUCGAGGUGGUGACGGGCAGUGCUCCCUGGCGCUGCGCUUGCCGGCAGAGGCCGCUGCGAAGUUCGCCUUGCCCAUGAUGGUUGACCUCACGGUUGCAGGUAGGACGCUUCGAGCUGGCCAAACUACAGAUCCUGAAGGCUCGGACUGCGUCAUCUGGCUCGCCGAGUCCCUCGGUGUGCUGGAGUCGCAUCUGGUAGACGAGCUCACCGAGUUGUCUCUUGUGGCUGAGUUGCCGCUGCUGCCAGCUCCAGCUAUGCUGGCCAGCCGCACAACUCUGUCGCCUCCAGGAACCAGAGAUGAUUUGCGGCUUCUGGACAUGGCCUCAGAGGAGGCUCUGGGGUCCACAGCGACGCUACCCCCUGCAGCAGCAGUCGCAGCAGUCGCGCCAGUGUCGCGAAGCAGAGAUCUGCGCGGUGUCCCAAUCCACAGCAAUGAAACAGCACCGUCACUGGCCUCACUCCCAACCCUUCUGGGACAGACGGAGCAGCCCAGCGGUGUGUUUGCUCUUCGUAGUUCCUGGGGCUCUUCAUGCGCGCUGCCAGUCACCAAGGUGCAUUGGAGCCAGCACGUCUCAAAGUAUUUCUCCAACUUGGUCAUGACAAAAUGCCACGCGCAGGCCUCCAAUCUCUUCGAGGAGCAGGUGUCGCCGCUGGGUUCCUUGCUGGGCCACGGACAAAGGACGCCAUGCAGCAUUGACGGCAGCGUUCUUCAGCCGGCUGGAGGGUCUUUUGCUAUGGCCAGGAAUCCGGUGGCCAUUCCUGCAGAUGAUGCCAGCAUGGCCGAAAAAGCUGCUGCGCUGCUGUGCUCUGACAGUUGCGGUCCUGGCCCUGGCUUCCCUCCCGAAGAGGCCCCGCUGUCCUGUGACCUGCCUGGAACCUGCCUGCAGCAGCACCGGCGGAAGGACCUUCUCGUUCAAGCCCGCGCCCAUGGUGCCCAUGGCCCGGUGCGUGGCCCGCCAGAGGUUGACAUGGCAGAGGAACCUGCUUUCUUGGACUCCAUCAUGGAGGGAAUGAAAACUUCGGCAAGGGUGCUGGGAGGACUUGCUUUCGUCCUUGUGGCUUUGCUUGGACCUGUUGCGCCAUCAUCCGUGAAGGCUGAAGAAGUGGAGGCAGUCGCUGUUGCAGAGGAUCCGGCUGCGAAGAGGAAGGAGGAAAUGGAAAGGAAAAGGGCCGAGCUCAAGGCCAAGCGAGAAGAGGAGGAGCAGCGACGAAAGGAGAUAGCCGAGAAAAAACAGGCAGAACAGCAAAAAGCACGGGAGGAGGCUGAGGCAAAACGCGCAGAGGCCGAAGCCAAGAAGAAGGCCGAGGCUGAGGCCAG
Messenger RNA from Symbiodinium pilosum, 1547 nucleotides. The record is from the annotation of a GenBank genome assembly. Lineage: Eukaryota; Dinophyceae; Suessiales; Symbiodiniaceae.